This is a messenger RNA of Cyclocybe aegerita, 1692 nucleotides long. The record is from the annotation of a GenBank genome assembly. Lineage: Eukaryota; Fungi; Basidiomycota; Agaricomycetes; Agaricales; Hemipholiotaceae.
AUGUGCGAACACUCCGGGGAGACUAGGGGGUGGGGAAACAGGGAUACCAUGAUUAUUCCGAAUGCCCUGUGGCGAGUUCCAACCGGGGGCCUUGGGAGCCUGAGGGCUAUCGGGUGUUAUUUUAGUUCCUCGCCUUGCACACGCUCCCAACAUCGUUCUUCGUUUCUCCCAGCGACAAUGUCCACCGCUGGUAUCUUCGCUGUAGACCAUGUCCCCCAGGGCUCCCACCAGCGCUCUGGCAGCGGUUUUACUGUCGAGGCAAUGUUCCAGCAAAUCAUGCAUGCUGUUCACCAGUCGCACCGCGACAUUGCGGAACUCAGGCAAGAGUGCCACGAGCUGAGGCUGGCAAAUGCUUCUCUGGAGCGCCAGGUCCGCGAGGGUCUCCAGUACAACAUGUAUAAUUCUCGAAACGGUACCCCAGGGUUCAUGACGCCAGCCCCUCCUAGCCCGCAGCUACGGCCCAAACUAUCGCCCUUUCUCAACCAUAGUAUUCCCGCCAUCACUACAACCUCCCCUGAUACGUCCUACUACCGUCCGUCUCCACUAGGCGAUAAUUCCCUUACCGCAUUCCCAUACACCAACCGCGACAUUCCAGGAUUCUAUGUCGUCAUUCCAGCUGGCGGUGCUGGAACGCGCCUUUGGCCCCUUUCGCGCGAAAGUCAUCCGAAAUUUUUGCUUGACCUGACUCUCAAAGGCCGAUCUCUCAUUCAAGCUACAUGGGACCGUCUUCUUCCCCUCGUCUCUGCCGCACGCACCACUGUCGUCGCAGGUCCGGGACACGUCAAGAGCAUUCAUGAGCAGCUUCCGGACCUCCUUGUAGACAACCUCUUUUGUGAACCCGGUCCUAAGGACUCGAUGGCCGCCAUUGGUCUCGCCGCUGCGGUACUCGCCACCCGCGAUCCAGAUGCCGUCAUUGGUUCCUUUGCUGCUGAUCAUAUGAUUUCCGGCGACGAAGCCUUCCUCUCUGCAGUCGCGGAGGCCGUCGAAGUCGCGAAGAAAGGCUACCUCGUCACAAUAGGUAUCGCGCCGUCUCACCCGUCAACUGGAUUUGGUUACAUCCGUCUCGGGGAUAAGCUGGGGAUGAAGGAGGCGCCAAAUGCCCGCCUUGUGUCCAGUUUCAAGGAGAAGCCCGAUGCACGGACUGCUGCUCAGUACAUUGGUACUGGUGCGUACCGAUGGAACGCUGGUAUGUUCGUGACGAAGGCCACCGUUCUUCUCGACCUCCUGAGCGAGUACAAGCCCGACCUUGCAGAGGGUCUGAAGAAAAUAGCCGCGGCUUGGAACAACGAAACUCUGCGCCAGCAGGUUCUUAGUGAAGUCUGGCCGACCUUGGAGAAGAUUCCCAUCGACAAUGCCGUCGCGGAGCCUGCUGCUGCGGAAGGCAGAGUCGCCGUGGUCCCCGCAACUUUCGGUUGGGACGAUGUUGGCGACUUCUCCUCACUUGCUGACCUAUUGCCGGCAGAGGCCAGUCAACCUCGUAUCCUAGGAGACGCUCAUCUUGUCCUCACGGAACAAGUGGCAGGAGGCAUCGUCGUUCCAGGAUCCGGGCGUCUCAUCACCUGUCUGGGAGUUGACGACCUGGUCAUUGUGGACAUGCCUGAUACACUUCUGGUGACGACUCGCGCUCGUUCGCAAGAGGUUAAGCGUCUUGUCAAGAAGGCUCGAGACUCUGGAUGGAAGCAACUGCUCUAA